AUGCAACUUACGACGCUGGACAAGAACGCAGUCAAGGAGGGCAUGCGGGUGCAGAACGCUCUCGGACUCACUGGCACUAUCAGGUGGGUUGGUACACUGGAGAGGAAGGAUAAUCCAGCUGACGGAAAAGGUGUCUAUGUCGGCGUUGAGUACGACGAGGCAACCCAAUCCCCACAUCGCUGUGAUGGCAAGUUAGGGGCCAAACACCACUUUACGUGUGAACCAGGAAAGGGUGAGUUUAUAAAACCGAAGCACCUGUACUCAGAGAUAAACCCUGCGGUUGUUGCUGCUCUUAGAGAGCGUUACGGCGAAAAAGUUGCGGACUGGCAUGACUUUCAGUUAAUUAAAUUUGCCAUUGCGCGAAACUUUGAUAUGCCGGCGGUGCAUCUAAUGCUUGACAACCACCUUCAAUGGCUACAAGCAUUCCAACCAUCACACGAUGAGUACUUUCCCGACCGAAUUGUUGAGGAUUAUCCAUGCGGCUACAGUGGUGCGGCAGAUUUUGAUAACAACCUUAUAUAUUGCGAACGUCCAGGUAACGCGGGUAAGUGCACACCUGCAGAAUUCGUAGGACGCUACAACGCUUGCAUCAUCACGCGCUGGCACGCCUCUGCGAUGGAAAUGGGUAAAAAGAUUAUGAUCGAAAGUGACUACAAAUACAAACGCGUCUGUUAUAUUGUCGACCUUUCUAAUGUUGGUAUGGGUAUGAAUCGGUCUCUUAUUACGUUUGGGCGAACCUUAGCUAAUCUCGAUCAAGCAAACUAUCCCGAGCACCUGGGGCGGCUUUUCCUUGUGAACUGCUCUAAGUUUUUCCGUAUGGUGUGGAGGUUGUUGAGUGUUUUCCUCGACGAAAGCACAAAGAAAAAAGUUAUGUUUUUGCCCCCUGGCGGUGCUAUAAAGUCGAUGAUGAAGCAUAUGCGUGAAGAAGACAUUCCUGAUUUUGUCGGGGGCCCAUCCACGGCGUGGCGAAAAAACGGUUGCCGUGUUGGAUCUGCGGAACCAGCGAAUGUCUUCAAAGGGGAGACGAUAGUGGAGACAAUCCAGGUGGACGAUAUUCCAGAUCAACUGGACGAAAUGACUUUAGAGGAAAGCUUCCGUGAAGAGGAGAGAAAGAGUGGGAGCAGUCUUCUUGGUUCCUCCGGUAACGGCGAUAGUCAAGAAAACAGUGGUGUUAACUCUGCAUCGUGA
Messenger RNA from Trypanosoma grayi, 1188 nucleotides. Its product is annotated as cytosolic factor SEC14. The transcript has a single exon. Bases 1 to 1188 code for a protein of 395 amino acids. The record is from RefSeq and is a predicted model, not a curated record. NCBI's taxonomy places the organism in Eukaryota, Euglenozoa, Kinetoplastea, Trypanosomatida, Trypanosomatidae.